Molecule: messenger RNA, 1431 nt
Organism: Somion occarium
Lineage: Eukaryota; Fungi; Basidiomycota; Agaricomycetes; Polyporales; Cerrenaceae
Source: the annotation of a GenBank genome assembly
GACAGGCAGACUGGGAUCAAGAUAUGGACGGCGCUCCUCACUGUCUUCGACAACGACCACGACCACGACCACAACGCCGUCCACGACAUCGACCGCUAUGGAGUCUCUCAACCUCAACAUGUUGGCAACUUCAUUGCCUAACUCCAACCUCGCCAAUGCGGAGGCCGAUUUAUCAAACAACUUCAAAGCUGCCGCCCUCGCCCUAACCACUCUUUACAAGUCCUCACGCAAAGCAUCUAAACGAGCGUACAAUGCCGGUUACUCUGCAGCCUGUCGCGAUUUGCUCCUCAUGAUUCAGCAGGGCGUCUCUGCUGGGGAGCCAAGCGAAGCUGGAGGCAUGUCUAUUGGGCGAAUAAUGGAUUAUGUCGAGGCUAGAUUAGAGGCCAUUCAGUCUCAGGAGGAGGAGGAAGAUGAGGACGAGGAGCGGGAAAAGGAGAGGGGAAGGUCUGCACCCGUAGUGGCUCCAUCAAGGACUGCUGCAACGUCAACCACACCAAAGUCACCAAUCGCACCAUCUACCAUCUCAGGACGACAGAAAGAUCAGGUUCUUUCCAUGCCCUUGACCCCUCAUACACCAUCGUCGUUGACGAACGCACAUUCCCCGUUGUCACCCUCGCCAGUAUCUUUUCGACCAACGUCGGCUCCAAUACAGCCAACUAAUCACACGUAUCGUGCGAUGAAGUCCAAACUUUCAGCUGUCACCACCGCCAAGGAUACCUCGAUAUUCUCGCCUUUACCUUCCACUUCAUUCAACACUGAUGCUGCCAGAACACUCUCUUCCGGGGAGACUGCGUUUACCUCACCUGUUUCCAUUCUUCCGCCUAUGUCCGCGUCUCCGACAGACACAGCGUUCUCUGACAUCUCGACCGGAAUGAAACGCCGACACAACGCUAUGAUGCUGGACUCAGGCCCUGGAGUUCCUUCACUCAAUGUGAGCGCGGCAAGACGGAGAACACGGAGCACUCGUGGAGCUGUUCAAGAUCAGAAUCAGACACAGGGAACAGACGACAUGGACGUCGAAGAGGAGGGUCGGGAACGCAAACGAGUUGCUCGGCGGUGAUGAGGCGGGGCAUGACCCAAGCAUGCAUUAUACGUUUACUGCACAUUAUAUGGUCUUGAAUGGUCGUCAUUCUUUUUAUUAUUAGCUCACGCGCUUAACUAUUCGUUUUCAACAUGUACCUUUUACCCAUCAUCACAUACAUCCACGCGCAUUUCACCUCGUACAUACAUCCUCCCAUUUGUAGUACCUCCUCCACCUCAUCGAUACCCGACGCCUCAUUCUUACCUAGAACUUUGCGAUGACUCUCUUAUCGUAGUAGUAGUAAGUAGCAUGUUCCGAAUUGUAUCUUUACCUCUUCAACUUUAUCUUGAAAUUCCUGUAAUCUGACACUUGCAAGACGAAUCUUCUGGCCAUAAAGCUUUUGUGCACGA